GGCCGGAGCGCGGUGAGGCGGCGGCGGAGCUCGGAGGCGGCCGCAGCGCAGGAUUUUUCAUUCCUAGGGCGUGGCUGGAUGGAGGAGGAGAAAAAGCCCUGGAGAUUCUGCACGAGGAGGGGCAGCAAACCCAGCCCAGGGAGCUGCGGGGAGGAAAGAGCCCCCCUGAGCCGGGAAGGCGGCCGGAGAUGCAGCCAGAGCUCAGAGCUGGUGGAGAAGCCCCAUGGCAGGGAGAAGCCCCACAAGUGCUUGGAAUGUGGGAAGGGUUUUAGUCGGAGCUUAGACCUGAUCCAGCACCAGGUAAUCCACACUGGGGAACAGCCCUACGAGUGUGAGGAGUGUGGGAAGCGUUUCAGCUGGAGCUCCAGCCUGAGGCAGCACCACGUGAUUCACUCUGGGGAGAGGCGCUUUGAGUGUGAGGAGUGUGGGAAGAGCUUCAGCCACAACUCUGUCCUGAUCCAACACCAGAGGAUCCACACUGGGGAAAAGCCCUUUGAGUGUGGGGAAUGUGGGAAGAGCUUCAGCCAGAGCGGCAACCUGAUGCGACACCAGAUGAUCCACAGCGGGGACCGGCCUUAUGAGUGUGGGGAAUGUGGGAUGAGCUUCAGCCAGAAGGGCCACCUUAUGCAACACCAGAGGAUCCACACAGGAGGAAAGCCCUAUGAAUGUGUGCAAUGUGGGAAGAGCUUUAGAUACAGCUUUGGCCUGAGGAAACAUGAGAGGAUCCACACUGGGGAAAAGCCCUAUGAGUGUGGGGAGUGUGGGAAGAGCUUCAGCAUGAAGUGCCUGCUGACAAAACACCAGAAGAUCCACUCUGGGGAAAAGCCCUACAAGUGUGGGGAAUGUGGGAGGAGCUUCAGAGAAAGCUGGGCCCUGAUUCGGCACCAGGUGAUCCACACGGGGGAACGGCCCUACACCUGCUUGGAAUGUGGGAAGAGCUAUGGGUGGCACACUGAGCUGAGAAAACACCACCAGCGUGUUCACUCUGGGGAGAAGCCCUACAAGUGUUCUGAGUGUGGGAAGAGGUUUCAGACCAGCUCCAGUCUCCUCGUACAUCAGCGGAGUCAUAAAGAGGAGAGGCCCUUCUGCUGCCCUGACUGCGGGAAGGGUUUCCAGCAAAACUCCAAACUCACCAUCCACCAGCGUAUCCACACCGGGGAGAGGCCCUACAAGUGUGGGGAGUGUGGGAAGAGCUUCUCACAGAGCUCAAUCUUGACCAAACAUGGGCAGCUCCAUGAUGGGGAGAAGCCCCACACGUGCGUGGAAUGUGGGAAGAGCUUCAGGUGGAUCUCCAACCUGAUCAGGCACCAGAGUAUCCACACUGGGGAACGGCCCUAUGAGUGUGGGGAGUGUGGGAAGAGUUUCAGUCAGAGCUCCCACCUGAUCCAGCACCAGAGGAUCCACACUGGGGAGAAGCCCUACGAGUGUGGGGAGUGUGGGAAGAGCUUCAGAGAGAGCUCCCACCUGAUGAAGCACCAGAGGAUCCACACUGGAGAAAGGCCGUACAAGUGCUCCGAGUGUAAGAUGUGCUUCAGCCAGAGCUCCAGCCUGAUCCAGCACCAGAGGACCCACACUGGGGAGAGGCCCUACAAGUGUUCCAAGUGUGGGAAGGGCUUUCAGACCAGCUCCAAUCUCCUCCAGCACUAUCGGAUUCACAGGGAGGAGAGGCCCUUCCAAUGCCCCGACUGCGGGAAGGGAUUCAGGCAAAACUCCCACCGCAUCACCCACCAGCGCAUCCACACAGGGGAGAGGCCCUAUGAGUGUGAUAAAUGCAGGAAGAGGUUUCCGACCAGCUCCCAUCUCCUCCGGCACUAUCGGAUUCACAGGGAGGAGAGGCCCUUCCGCUGUCCCGACUGCGGGAAGGGAUUCAAGUACAACUCCACCCUCGUCACCCACCGGCGCAUCCACACUGGCGAGAGGCCCUACGAGUGUCCCCAGUGUGGGAAGAGCUUCUCCAGCAGCUCUAGCUUGACCCAACACCAACGGAGGCGCCACUAAGGGAAGCCCUGCGAGUGCCCCGAGUGCGGGCAGAGCUUUGUGCGCUGCUCCAGCUCCAUCCCCCAGUGGAGGAGGCACUUUGGGCACAGCCCUGGUCACUCACAUUCCCUGUGAUCCAUGUUGGGAACACACCUGGCUGCUUCGCCUUUUUGGUUUGGCCUUAAUUUUCCUCUGCUUCGCCUUCAUCCUUUAAAAACACCUAAAACUGGAUUAAAUGAAGGAAAUUGAUCGAAUAUAUCUGACAUUGCAUAAUUUCUCAGUUGUUUUAGAGGGAAUUUAGGUUUUGGGGACAGGUUCUGUGUGGAGUGCUGCUGUUGCUAAGAGGCAGGAAUUUGAUCCCACCCUUCUUGUGUUGCUAAGAACUCCUCCCCUGACCCAAACCCCAAUUCCACCCUUGGGAUACCCUAUAAAAACUCCACGGCUCUGCCUUUGCCCUGUCUUUGGGGCAUAAGAAAUGGAUUCCCAAAGGAUCAGCCCUUUUCCCACAGGAUUCCGAAGGAUCACCCUCAUUCUCCACUGGAUUUCUAGAGGAUCAAGCUUUUCCCGCUCGAUUCCCAAAGGAUCAAACUUUUUUCCACUGGAUUCCCAGAUUGUCCACCUUUUCCCGCUGGAUUCCCUGAGGAUAUAUAUUUGCCCACUGGAUUCCCAGAGGAUCAGCCUUUUUCACUGGAUUCCUAGAGGAUUCUGACUGUGUCACUGGUUUUUUUUGUUUGUAGUACUGC
Molecule: messenger RNA, 2720 nt
Organism: Melospiza georgiana
Lineage: Eukaryota; Metazoa; Chordata; Aves; Passeriformes; Passerellidae
Product: zinc finger protein 850-like
Exons: 4
Coding region: 79-1998 (639 amino acids)
Biological process (GO): regulation of DNA-templated transcription
Molecular function (GO): RNA polymerase II cis-regulatory region sequence-specific DNA binding; DNA-binding transcription factor activity, RNA polymerase II-specific
Source: RefSeq, a predicted model, not a curated record